Molecule: messenger RNA, 291 nt
Organism: Fusarium redolens
Lineage: Eukaryota; Fungi; Ascomycota; Sordariomycetes; Hypocreales; Nectriaceae
Exons: 1
Coding region: 91-276 (61 amino acids)
Source: RefSeq, a predicted model, not a curated record
UCAUCUUCCACCCCCGUAAUAUUGCUUCAUCAUUCUGGCCCUGUAGCUGCACCGUCACGUAGCUCAACAUGUGCGUGCUAUGCCCUCUUUAUGUCCAAUGUCGUUACGAUGACGUGUAUAUCGGCCACCAUCGCCAUUUUCCAUUGGGUGAUCAUAGCCUAUCGAGUUCAUUUGGUCUUUCUCAUGAUUCUGUUCUCAAUUAGUACGGCAUCUAUGCACACCAAAACUACAGUUUUUAGCGGCCCCAAGUCUCCUCUUGUGAGCCCAUACCACUGAUUAGUGAGAUCCACG